AUGGGCGAAGAUCAAAAGUCAAUAUCAUUUAUAUCGUACAGUGACAGUGAUGUUAAAGAACUUCGUAGUUGGGCAGCUGUCCCACGUGAUAACAACACCAAUUAUGUUGCACUGAAUAUGAUUGAUGAACAUGAACUUGAUCAACCAGCUGAACAUCGAGCAUGGUCGUCAGGUUUGAAUACCGCGGAGAAUUAUUUAGGUGAAGGUCCAACGAAACAACAACGAAUACUUUUUUCUCGGAAAGUUCAAUUGGAACAAACUACACUAGCAACUGACGAGCGUAGUGUGGAACAUAUACUUUCCUAUAUUGAUCGACAUCGUCCACGUCGACGACGAAAAUACCGUUUGUCAUGGCGAACAUUCCUAAAUACAAUGUCUGGAAUGGAUAAGAUCUAUGCCGAAGACGAUUUUCUUGCUGAUCAUCUGUAUUACCGAUUGUUAUUCAUCUUUUUCGAUUCAGUCUUUCGCGGAAUUAGUCAGGUUAUGUUCGCCAACAAUCCUCUUUCAGGAAUUAUCAUUACCGUCGGAUUGUUUAUCGGAAAUUGGGAGCUAGCUUUGUAUGGUCUUCUUGGUACAACAGUAUCAACAUUUACCGCUCAUGUUCUAGGAUUCAAUUACAGUGCUAUACGAUCCGGUUUGUAUGGUUAUAAUGGAUGUUUAACGGCAAUGGGAAUCGCUUAUUUCAAUUUUCCACAUUCACCACAAUUAAUACCGGCAGUUGUCAUUAUGAGUAUAUUUUCAUCGAUAUUUGCGAUGGCAGUAGGAAAAGUUCUUAUACAAAAACUAGGAAUUGCACCGUUUACAUUCGGUUUUCAAAUUUCUACCUGGAUAUGGUUACUUGGUUCAUUGCGAUAUCGAUAUUUUUUCAUUGACGGAACGAUAUUAUCUCCUUCGUUAUUAUCAACAAACAAAAUCAAGCCCGAUUUAUCCAAUGUUACAUUUCCUGGUUAUUCAGUGGAAGAUAAUUUUGUCGGUUUCUUCGCCGGCAUUGCUCAAGUCUAUUUUAUCGAAAAUCCAUAUACCGGUGCAAUAAUCCUUGUUGGUGUUUGUCUUUGUUCUCGUAUACUUGCAUUUUUUGCAUUGUUUGGUAGUGUAACCGGUCAACUAAUUGCCGCGUAUCUCUUAGGCAUGUCACCUCAGUCGAUUCAUGCUGGUUUAUGGGGUUACAAUACCGUUUUAACAUGUCAAGCGUUAGGUGGAAUGUUUUUCGUGCUGUAUGGUUAUCGAAUUUGGUUGUUUACAUUGUAUGGCUCAUUGGUAACGAUACUCCUUCAAGCUGCUGUUUCAGCUUUUUUAAGUCCAGUCGGUAUGCCGACGUUAACAUUUCCAUUUACGGCAAUCUGUUGGAUAUUUUGUUUGAUAGCUGGUUCGAAAGAUUUAAUAGCAGUAAAAGUUACAUCUGUGAGCGUACCCGAAGAUCAUUAUCGCCGUUAUCGCAUUUCUCAAUUGAUAAAAGAUCAGUUUUAUUUCCUGAACCACCUCACGAACCUUUCUUUAUCAGCCGAUGAUGAAUUAACAUGGGAGGAAUUAUCGAAAAUUCAAAGCGAAUUUCUCCCGAUCUUAAUGUGUUCCUACGUUUAUCUAAAUGAUUAUCGUUCAUUGAAAAUGUUAGUUAAACAAGAGAAUAACAUACGAUUUACCGAUCAAAACUAUCGUAGUCCGUUACAUAUUAGCGUCUCUCAAGGAAACUUCAAAAUCACCAAAUGGCUCAUCGAAGAUGUUAAAAUCGAUGUCAAUCUAGUUGAUCGACAUGGAAAUACUCCUCUAUUCGACGCCAUAUGGCACGGACAUUUUAAUUUACUGGCAUAUCUUUUUAAUCGGGGUGCACGAUUACCCGGUGAUAAAUCUCGAGAAUUAGCGUUCUAUUUAAACGCGUUCGUAUAUGAAGGCAAUCUUGGUGCAAUGAAAUGCUUAAUUCAAUGUGGCUUAAAUCCGAACAUUGGCGAUUACGAUGGCAAAAAUUCGUUACAUAUCGCUGUGCUUACAAAUCAAAUCGAUAUUGUUAUUUAUUUAGUGGAAAAAACUCGUGUUUGGCUUGACAUUGCCGAUCAUUCGCAUCGAACAGCGAUGGAUUAUUCGUUCACAUUAGAAGAUCCAUCGAUACGAAACUAUUUGUCAGAUAAAAUUGCUAACAAACACAAUCCGUUGAGUAUCAAUCCUGAAAAACAAAUUUUCCUGGCAAACUCCGAAGAAAAACUUUCGGAUAAACAAGAAGAUAAAAGUUCAACGAAAAGUCUUGAUGAAAUUUUACUACCAUCAUUAUUCUGGAUUAUCUCUGCACAAAAUGAUCACGCCAAAGUUUCACAUUUCCUUCAACAAUUUCCACAUUUGAACGUGUUCAAAUGUAUGAAUUAUGAUUUACGUUCGAUUGCACAUGUAGCUGCCGUCGAUGGUCGACUGGAAACGAUUGAAUUUCUAGCAAAACUUACUGAAAAAUCUCGCUUUGAAGAAAUCGUUUUAAGAGAAGAUCGAUGGGGCAUAACACCAUUAGACGAAGCAUAUCGAAAUCGACACUUUCACGUUUGUAAUUUUAUUCUCAAUAACAUUGAUCGCCCACUUCAACAACCAGUGAAACAUUACGAGAAUAAAAUUGUCGAUUUAGUUCAUAAAUGGCACAAAAUUCAUUUUCUUUUAACUUUAGUCACCUCCGGUCAAUCGGAGAGAAUCGAUGGAUUAUUUUUUCGUGGUUAUUUCAAUUUACAAGAAGCUUAUACCGACUAUCUCGGACGAACUCCGAUGCAUUACGCUGCGGCUAACGGCCAUCUAAAUGUCGUGCGAGUGUUAAGAAAAUACGGUUAUGAUGGUCUCACACAGCGAGAUCGAUGGGGAAAUUAUCCCAUCGAUGAAGCCCGACGGAAUAGUUAUCAAUAUAUUGUGGAUGAAUUCGAAAAAACUUCGAAUUAA
Molecule: messenger RNA, 2904 nt
Organism: Adineta ricciae
Lineage: Eukaryota; Metazoa; Rotifera; Eurotatoria; Adinetida; Adinetidae
Source: the annotation of a GenBank genome assembly